Molecule: messenger RNA, 2620 nt
Organism: Spodoptera exigua (beet armyworm)
Lineage: Eukaryota; Metazoa; Arthropoda; Insecta; Lepidoptera; Noctuidae
Source: the annotation of a GenBank genome assembly
CAGCGGUCGCUCUAAGAUCAACUCCUGCGCAGAUGAUCCACAUAACACCUUACGAUCAAUGGCUGAGUCUCAGUACUACAUUAGCGCGCGCACCUGUCUCACGCAUCGCUCUUUAGUGUAAUAUAAAAAUAGAAUUUUUUAAUAAAUAAUUAAAUUUAUAAUUUUUAUUUUGUAUUUAUAGUAAAAUUUAUUUUAUUCGGUUGUGUGUGUAUAGUGAUUGAAGUUUUCACCUUUUUUUUAUUUUAAUUUCGCAACAAUGGUGCCCCGGCCGGUAUCGCCCAGCCCCGCGGAGCCGCUCAUACCUCGUUUCUACGCGGGACGCUCCAUCCUCAUCACGGGAGCUACUGGCUUCAUGGGGAAGGUGUUGGUGGAACGCAUACUAGCAACGUGCCCCGACGUCGGCCGCCUCCACCUCCUCAUGCGGGACAAGAAGGGGCACUCGCCGCAGAAGAGGCUCGCGCAGCUGAAGCAGUCACAGGUAUUCGACAACGUGCGCGCGCGCAACCACCGCCAGCUGGACAAGCUGUGCGUGGUCUCCGGAGAUGUGUCCAAGCCACAGCUGGGGAUGGAUGCUGAGGCCAUCGCGCAGCUUCGAGAGGUGUCCAUAGUGUUCCACUCGGCGGCGACGCUGAAGUUCGACGAGCCGCUGCCGGUGGCCAUCGAGCAGAAUGUGCGCUCCGUGGAGCGACUGCUCGACAUCUGCGACAAACUACCCAACAUGGCGGCCUUCAUCCACGUGUCCACAGCAUACAGUAACGCGGAGCUGACCGUGGUGGAGGAACGUGUGUAUCCUGCACCAGUGCCACUGUCCCAGGCCUGCACCCUCGCGGAGACACUGCCGGUAGACCUGCUCGGACAGAUCAAUACACAGUAUAUAUCCCCGAAGCCCAACACGUACACGUUCACGAAGGCGCUGGCUGAGAAUGUGGUGCAGGAACACGGGAACAGAGGAUACCCAGUCGCCAUAUUCAGACCUACUAUCGUGAUAUCAUCUCUCCGGCACCCAUUUCCUGGCUGGAUCGAGAACCUGAACGGCCCUAGCGGUGUGGUAGUGGCGGCUGGCAAGGGGCUGCUGCACGUGUUCUGCUGCAAGAUGGCGGCGCGCGCUGACAUGCUGCCGGUAGACAUGGCGAUAGACACACUGCUUGCUGUAGCUUGGGAGACUGCUAUAGAUCGACCAGAGUCAGUUCGUGUGUACAACUGCAGUACGUGCGAGAACCCUACGACGUGGCGGGAGUUCGAGACGGCGCUGCGCCACCACCUACGUGGACAUCCGUUGGACAACGCACUCUGGUACCCCAGCGGCAUCACUGUGGAGAACAAGUACACACAGAAAACGCUGGAGACGGUACUGCAGACAGCUCCGUUGCACAUCGCUGAAUACGUGUCGAAGAUUUUAGGAAUUAAAACUAGAUUGAGCCUCAUAACAGUGAGUCAACGACUUAUUGCUAUGAAUGAGGUGCUAAGAUUCUUCUCAGUGCGUGAGUGGCACUUUGUGACCGACAACGUGCGCAAACUACACGCCAGGCUGACGCCACAAGAUGCUGCCAUCUACAACUUGGAUCCGCAGACAAUCAAUUGGAACGAACAUUACUGCAACUUUAUAAAAGGAGCCAGAAAAUAUUUGUUACAAGAGAAAGAUCAAGACAUCGAAGAGGCAAGAAAACAUUUGCGCAGGAUGUACUACUUACACCAAGGCGUAAUAUUCUUCGUGGUAACGCUGCUCUGUCGACUCGCGCUGCGUAACCAGUAUCUGCGUGCAUUCGUAUACCGUACCUUCAGAAUGCUGCUCACUGUCGCCGGCUCAGCUUACACUCGUAUACGACAGAGUUGAACAUUGACUAUACUUUGUCUUAUUUAGUGACUUUCUUUUUAAUACAUGUGUAGUAAAAUUCAUUUGACUAAGCUAUUUGCGCGACUAAGAGAAUACAAAAUAAAUUUAGUACAGAGACUGGAAAAACCAUUGGUUGUGUACACUUUUACGGUAAAUCCGGUAUAUUUAAUAAUAGCUGAUUAAAACAUUUUAUUUUUAUAUUCUCACAUGUAUGUCAAGUAAGUUAGUUGACUGUACAUAAAUUUUACUGUAGUUGCAUGGAAUAAUGGAUCUGUUGUAGCAAUUAUGUUUAUAUUACUUUAUUAAGAUUUUAAACUAGUGAAUUAUAAAUGUGAUGCAAUUUUAGUUAUAAGACAUAAUAUAUAGUGUUAAAUUAUAAGAAGCUUAUUAAACAAGAAUUUGCUCAAUAAAUUAUAUUAAUAUUGAGGGCGUGUCAUUGAAUGAAAGGUGUGAAAUAAUAAUUAACUAGUAGGAAUAGCGUGUGACGUAGAUUGCAAUUUGUAUAAGUUUUACAAUUCUGACAGUAAGCUAGGACGAUUGCCUUUGGCGAAUGUUUAUAAAUAGUACAUAAUUUUCGAAAAUAAAACUGGCAAAGUUGCUAUCUGAUUUUAGUUUUUAAGUUAUACAACUUUUAUUUAUCUAAGUUAUACCUAUUUAAUAAAUGUAAAUUGUGACAACUUUCGAAAUAUUGAGUCACGUAUUUACGGGUAAUGGUGUCAUAACGAAGUCAAAUGUAAUAAAUGUAUAUUUUUAAUAAAUGAAGCUUCGUUAGUUUUGGAAAAUAAU